AUGGAGGAUAGCCAGCCACGGCCAGUGCAGACUGACUCACCAUUGGUGACCGAGUCACCAUUGGAGUAUGAUUUGAGGAAGUACCUCCUGCUGUUGGCCACCCUUGUGGCCACAGUGACAUAUGCCGCAGGAUUCAACCCGCCAGGGGGGGUGUGGCAGAACAGUGACGACGGGCAUCUUGCUGGUGACUCCAUCAUCCGGGACAGCCAGUAUCCCCGAUACCUUAUGUUCUUCUACUGCAACGCGGCCACAUUCGCGCUUUCCAUCGUGGUCAUCAUCCUCAUCUUCAUCCUUGCAAUCCUGCAUGAGAAGGGGAAGAUACAGUUCCCCAUGCUUCUGCUGCGAGCAGCCAUGGUGCUGGACCUGCUAGGCCUCAUGGGGGCCUAUGCUGCUGGGACCAGUCGGGGUGUUCUCACGGCUGGGAAUGUCUCAGCACUGGUGGCCGUUUUCAUCUAUAUGAUGGCUCAAAUGGUGGCCCAAAUAGUGGCGGCUUCACAGGAUGACAGCACAGGUGAUGACAAAGAGAAGAAAAAGCGGCACCACAAGGUGGCUACUUCACAGCCUGACAAGAAAGAGAAUUCAGAUAUAAGCGCAGGUCAUUACAAAGAGAAGAAAAAACGGCACCGCAAGGUACUGAUGCUGCUUGCAACAUUUGUGGCAAGCAUCACAUACAUAGCUGGGCUGAGCGCGCCAGGUGGCUACUGGGAUAACAACCAGGAGGGCCACCAUCCAGGAGAUCCAGUCCUGUGGGAGCACCACUCCCGCCGCCUGAGGGCAUUCUUUGUCUGCAACACCAUUGCAUUCGUCACAUCCCUGCUCAUUAUCAUGUUGCUUCUGGACAAGGAGCAGUGCAUCUUCUUGCCCAUGGACAAGAUAAAGACUAUCCCUGUACGGACUUACGGGCUCUAUGUAUACAUCACAAUUGGUCUUUUUGGUCUCGUGGGGGCCUAUGUUGCCGGUAGCUGCCGAAAGCCUGACACUACCAUCUAUGUGCUCAGUCUGGUCGGUGCUGUUCUCUUAUGCAUGGGCGCUCUCCAGGCAGUCCUAUCUUUUCUGCCACAACUUUCAAAGAGAUCCUGCUUGCCGAUAAUUGCAAAGAUAUCAUGUUUAUCGCAAGGGCCAUCAGAUAGCAGUUCUGGAAAGAAUGCAAGCAAUAAGACGGAUAUUCUAGAGAAGGCUCAAUCGCUUGUUGUACUGCUUGCUACUCUUGUAGCAACUGUUACAUACCAAGCAGGGCUGGUCCCACCAGGUGGUGUUUGGCAGAAAAACCAAGAUGGGCAUAUGGCUGGCGAACCAGUACUCUUAUUCAAGCAAGCCAAACGUUACAAGGUGUUCUUUUACUGCAACUCGACAGCGUUUGCAGCAUCUUUGGUUGUCAUCAUUUUGGUACGAUAUAAGCCUUUGCUCAGGCGCCGGAUACUGGAGAUAACCAUGAUAUUGGAUCUGUUUGGUCUCAUGGGCGCAUAUGCUGCUGGAAGUUGCUGGGACAUAGCCACAUCCCUGUACAUAAUUGCCUUGGCAGGUGCUGUGCUGGUCUAUGUGGUGAUUCAUGUUGUCUUCUUCACUCUUGAAGAUGACGGCAAGGAGAACAAAGGUGGGAACAGCGAAAGGGCUGUGCAAAAUUCUGUCCAAGAUGAUUCGGCUGUGCAAGAUCCUAUGGGAAGUAGUUCAGUUCUGGCCCACCAAAAUAAUUCAGCCGAGGACAAUCUCGUUCAGAAAGACUCAUAUAUUGACAAGAGGCGCAAGAGGUUGCUCCUUUUUGCUGUGUUGGGCGCAACCCUCACAUACCAAGCUGGGUUAACCCCACCAGGUGGGUUCAGACUUGAGGAUGAUGAGUCUGGGCAUCAAGCUGGUCACCCAGUUCUCUUUUACAAUUUCCCACGCCGUUACAAGGCAUUUUUCUACUGCAACUCAGUAAGCUUCAUGUCAUCCAUUGCCCUCAUCAUACUCCUUGUGAAUCCAAAUCUAUAUAGACCGGCUAUACAAAGCUAUGCCCUCUCUGUUUGCACAGCAGCAGGCUUGUUUGCUCUAAUGGGUGCCUAUGCUGCUGGGAGCACUCAACAUCUGGAAACAUCAAUUUAUGUCUUUGUACUGGUGGCUGUGGUGCUUUUCAUUAUGAUCAUACUCCUAGUGUGUUUCUAUCAGAGUGAGAGCAAAGAGAAAGGUGAAGCCAAAGCCAAGAAGCCCCGCAAGGAAGAUAAGGACGGAGCAAAGCAGCAUGCCAAGCGCAAGUACCUGAUGUUGCUUGGUGUCCUGGCUGCAAGUGUUACUUAUCAGGCUGGCCUGAACCCACCUGGAGGUGUGUGGCAGAGUAAUAGUGAGGGGCAUGGUGCAGGUCACCCGGUUAUGCAUGACAACAGGAGGUACCGCUACCUCACCUUCUUCUACAGCAACUCCACUUCUUUCGUGGCAUCUAUUGUUGUUAUCAUCCUAUUACUACCAGAGGAACUGCUACAGAAGAACAGGUGGCUAAGGGUUAUGAACAUUACGAUUGUGCUUGACUUGAUAGGCCUCCUGCUAGCCUAUCUGGCUGGGUCAAGCAUGAGAUGGGAUCCUUCCGGAUAUGUCAUUGCAUUCGUUAUCGUUGCACUAGGCUGUGCUGCAAUCCACAAGCUUUGGUCAUUCGUCACAAGGCCUCAGAAACAGGGGGAAGAAAAUGGUCAGCCUUCUCAGUAACAACAACAUGAUGUUCAAGUCUAGAUGUUCCUUGCAAGCUAACGAAAGGGCAAGAGAGCCGAAGUGUAGCAAUCAUCAUAAAAUUAUUACUCUCUUUUUUCUCUCUUUUCCCCUUUUUGAGUGUAAAGUUGUCCUUUUUGCUUUCGAAGGUAAGCACAUUUCACAUAUUUAUACUAUAUACUCGCAUAUUUCCUUCAAGCUAUGUGAAUGUGACCGUUGUUUCAGCUAAUGACAUCACUAUAAGCAUGAGCAG
Messenger RNA from Oryza brachyantha (malo sina), 2929 nucleotides. RefSeq lists its product as uncharacterized. Bases 1 to 2676 code for a protein of 891 amino acids. Lineage: Eukaryota; Viridiplantae; Streptophyta; Magnoliopsida; Poales; Poaceae. The transcript is spliced from 4 exons. The record is from RefSeq and is a predicted model, not a curated record.